This is a messenger RNA of Theobroma cacao (cacao), 936 nucleotides long. RefSeq lists its product as uncharacterized. Lineage: Eukaryota; Viridiplantae; Streptophyta; Magnoliopsida; Malvales; Malvaceae. Gene Ontology annotation, molecular function: phosphatase activity. The record is from RefSeq and is a predicted model, not a curated record.
AUGUUAUUGAAGAUGAGCAAAAGGGUCCAACCAAGGUCCAUCAUCCGCCACCAUCACCGCCUGCUCCGCCACUGCCUCCACCGUGUCCAUCAUCGUAAGGGAAGAUCAUCUACAACGAAAAUUAAAUCGCUCGUCGUGAUUGCUUCGAUAAUAAGCAAGUCCGUUCACGAAUGCAGCCGUCGCCUCAUCAAGUUUUUCUCCAAGUUGGCACGCAGAAGACACCACCAAAGCCUACCAUUCCUUGAGCAGGAAGAGACCCUCUUCGAAGCCGGCGUUGACCCUGGACUUAAACUUGAAUUCGAGAGCAGCUUUGCUAUGCCUCUGGUUCUCGUCUUAAACGAGCACCUUCAGCUGCUUCCUCCAUUAGCUUCGGAUAAAAAGAGAACCAUCGUUCUUGACCUGGACGAGACCCUGGUGCAUUCAAGCCCUGACCCGCCUCCACCACUGUAUGAUUUCACAAUUAAACCAAAUAUUGAUGGGGAAAGAAUGAACUUCUACGUGUUGAAACGACCCGGGGUCGAUGAAUUCUUGGAAGCAAUCAGUAAGAAGUACGAGGUGGUGGUGUUCACAGCAGGGCUCGAGCCAUAUGCCUCAAUGCUGCUUGAUAUUCUAGACCCCAAAGGCCUGAUAUCUCACCGUCUUUAUAGGGAUUCAUGCAAGCAAGUGGGAGGAAGAUUCGUGAAGGACUUGGCGAAGAUGGGGAGAGACCUUGGAAAAGUUGUGAUGGUUGAUGAUAACCCAAAUUCAUAUUAUUUGCAACCUGCAAAUGCAAUCCCCAUAAAGCGAUUUGAAGAUGACGUUGAAGACAGGGAAUUGGAGAAGCUGCUGGGGUUCUUCGAGAGGUAUUGUGAUGGCUUUGAUGACAUGAGAGAUGCGGUUAAGCAGUACCUUGGGGGUGCCACAAUGCGCACUGGACAGUGCAAGAGAUCUAUUUAA